AUGAGCGAUGCAUCUACACCAUCCACAACCUCAAUCAAACACCACCUAGCCCAACAAGGCUGGGCACUUAUCCCAUCCGUCCUAACCAAAGAACAAUCCGCGACCGUCCUCACCCACCUCUGGGCCGCAAAAACCCAAUCCGAAGCCCGAGGCGACAAAGUCCACCUCCCACACCUCGACCCAAACCCCUCCAACGUCCGCGUCUUCUACCUCCUCGAGCACGAAAAGAUCUUCCGCGACCUAAUCGCCCACCCAACAAUCAUAGAAUACAUCAAAUUCGUCCUCGGCGAAAAUUUCCUGAUCAGCAAUUUCACCGCGAACAUCGCGAGGCCAGGCUCACAGUCUAUGGCUCUACACUCUGAUCAGAGUAUUGUGGUUCCGGAUCCGUGGAAGGAAGUGUGGGCUAUCAAUGCGAUUUGGUGUCUUACGGAUGUUCAUAGAGAUAACGGUGCGACGCUGUAUAUUCCUGGCUCGAAUAAGUAUGUCUAUCAGUCAGAGGUCCCGAGGAACGCGAAUGAGUUGCUGGUGCCGUUUGAAGCUAAAGCUGGCGAUGUGAUUUUGAUGGAUGGGAGGGUGUGGCAUACGAGUGGUUCAAAUAUUACGGCGGAUGAGGAUCGUGCGUUGCUCUUUGGGUAUUAUACUGCGCCUUUCCUCCGGCAGCAGGUAAAUUGGACGGCAAAGCUUCCGCAGGACAUACAGAAGGACCUUAGUGAGGAGAUGAAGGAAUGGUUGGGGCUUGGACCUAAUGCUAAUACAGGCAGGACAGGUGGAAUUAGUUAUAAUUAUUUGAGCAAGCAAUAUGCUGCGAAGGUCUAG
This is a messenger RNA of Lithohypha guttulata, 816 nucleotides long. RefSeq lists its product as uncharacterized. The transcript has a single exon. The record is from RefSeq and is a predicted model, not a curated record. Gene Ontology annotation, biological process: fatty acid alpha-oxidation. Gene Ontology annotation, molecular function: phytanoyl-CoA dioxygenase activity. NCBI's taxonomy places the organism in Eukaryota, Fungi, Ascomycota, Eurotiomycetes, Chaetothyriales, Trichomeriaceae. Bases 1 to 816 code for a protein of 271 amino acids.